Pocillopora meandrina is the source of this 2669-nucleotide messenger RNA. Lineage: Eukaryota; Metazoa; Cnidaria; Anthozoa; Scleractinia; Pocilloporidae. The record is from the annotation of a GenBank genome assembly.
GAUGUUCCAGUCAUUCCCACCUCAGAAAAGAACAAAACAGUGAUUGCUGGUCUCUCCGUUACACUUCGGUGUGGUCAGCCGCAUCAGACCGUCCAGUGGUACAGAGACAAAAGCAGUGUACCCCUAAACGCAAGAGGCCAAGAGCUAACCAUUCACAGUGUUUCCUCAACUGAUGAAGGGACCUAUUAUUGUGAGGUGGAUCAUGGUCUAAGAGUGUCCAUUAAAGUCCUGGUUGUUGGUAAGUCCAUGAAGGUUAAUUGGUCUAGAGCGUAAGCAAGGUUUGUAGAAUAGUUUGGCGAUGUACUUUCCCUUUCUAACAUGUUAUUUUUUUUCUCCAUUCUGUGAUCCUUGUAUGGUCAAGUGGCAAAGAUCUUUUUAGCGUGAAAGGACUUUCUUUAUAAUAGACAUGUACAGUUAUCAUCUUAGAUAGCAACUUUCAUAACUCCGCUAUUACAAUUAUGCUUUAAAAGUGCAUCAAUAACAUGACACAAUAAAACGAAUUUGACAUCACAAAAUCGAGACGCAAACAAACAAACAAUAGAAAAUGUAAGCAAUAUGUGGUGAAAACGAAAAGCGAAAAAAUAGAGAAAGAGGAAGCUGACAAAAAUCCAAUGACAUAACAAACACUAACAGCUCCUACAUUGGCACUAAAUGGCUCCUAAAGAUAUGUAUACUCAGCUGUCCAAUACUUUGGUGGUCCAUCAAAUGGACCGCCAAAGUAUUACAAAAAAUAUUGCCUUGCAGCUUAGAGAUAUGUUUUUUUUUUCAUUCUUUUCAUCAGAGCAUCCUGUUGUAACUGAAGUUAAAGGAAUUAUUCUUGAACAAAACGACAAAGCAAUGAUGAAAAGAGAACUUCUACUGCUUUGCAACACGGCAAACAGACACCCGCUAAAGUACGCAUGGUUUAAAGAUGAUGAACCGCUGAUUAAAGGACAGGACUCAAUCAAAGUUUCCUUGCAAGAUGAUGAAACCAAAUACACAUGUCAGGUGUCAAACAUUGCCGGAAGUGCUUCCAGAUCCUUGGUCAUCUCCCUCAUGGGAGGACCAGGUGAGAAGAUAGAUUCAUUUUUCUCAAAUCUUUAUCAAAAAUGCUUUCAUUUUCGGGUUAAACUACAAUGGGUUACAAAAUUAGUUUAAAAUUAUGUCUAAGUGGUACUUAUGCGUCAAAUAAUCCUUUUUCAGGCAAAAAGGGGUAAAAUUGCCAGUUUAGAGGGUUUAAAAUGCCAGUUUAAACAGUUUUGUCUCUGCAUCAGUUCAUUCUCAAUACAGCUCACAGCAAUGUUUGAUUCUGUCAGCGUGCAACGAAUUACGAAAACGGGGGGCCACAUUCUUCUUCUUACGUCCUCUUUCACCGAAGUGGCCUAUGACGCGUAAAAGUCUGAGGGAACAUUUAGUCACUUUGCAUCCGCCUUUCUAUGUGGCUUUUACAAAUGCCAUCUAUUUGAACAAUAGAGAAAGAUGUUUUUUCGUCUUGUCACGAGCGUGGGACAAAGAAAAAAUUGUGAGUCCCAAUGAGAAAUCGAACCUCAGACCUUCGGAUUCCGCGCUCCGAUGCUCUACCACUGUGACACAGAGACUCCACUGUGAGUAUGGUCUAUUACGAAGUUCACAUGACACGCGUCCUGCACACUGCUAGGAUCAGUAAUUAAACAGAUACAGUUUCUCUUCUGAUCUCUUGAAAUUACUGCACUAUUAUCCGAACAGAGGUUGCUUUUUUUAUAAAAGGACUUGUUCGCUUCCGAUGGGCCUUGUUUUUAGGAAACAUUAUCUGGACUAGAAAAAGUGUCUGUUCAUUGGGGGUGUUUUCAUGAAUUUGACAGAUGCGAAUAUAAGGGGAUUUUUCAGCCGGACAAAAGUCCCUAGAAUGGAGAUAUGGGGGUGCCCCUUCCCCCCCCCACCCCCCGAAACCUCCUCCCUUCGCCUGUAUUCGUACGACCAAAUAGUAUUGACAUCAGGAAGUUUGAGAAAAUCACAAAGCUAACUGGUGGGAAAUGACUGAUUAGAUUGUUUUUCUCGACACGAUCUCAUUUCGGAAAUGUUAAAUUGCACAGUAAAUAUUCUUGCUUUAAAAAAAAAUCCGGUUAUUAAUAUGAUUAUAAAGCUUUCCUUUUUUUAAUGUUUAACUAUUUUUUUUUCUAUCUUUUGAAGAAGUAUCAGAGGUCAGUACCGAUCGUUCCACAUCAACCAAUUUGGUCACCGUCAUUGCUGUUUUGUCCGUUCUCCUCAUAAUCUGCUCUGUUGUGGGUUUUACCCACAGAAAGAUCACAAAGUUAAUAACUGAGAAAAGGAAAUCCAGAAAAUUGACAGUACAGAGCACCUCCACUGAGAUGGCAACUGUGGAGGAAAUGGAGUCGCCGAGACCAGAGUCACGGACCGAAACUAUCACGCGUGAUAACGAUGAGGUUUUCCCAUAUGAUGUUAUAUCGACAUGGACUGAUUCAAACGGGCUUUACAUGAGCUUGAGACGCGAGGGAAACGGUGGCGAACUUGAAGAUGCCACGCAAGUUGCAAGAACUGACUAUACUAACAUUUCCCCCAGCAAUCGUAACAAUAGCGCAGCUAAUUGCAUGUACGCCCCACUGAUUCAUACUGCAGGACUGCAAAGUGCUAGAGAAAUAAAACGUCCGUACGUGAACGUGGACACCAUAGCGACUUCAUCAGAUAUGUAG